CACGCUAAGACGUCUCGUCAUUCACAAUGACGGGUUAUAAGGAUAUAUUCGUUUUGUUGUAUUUACUAUACAUGCAUUGGUGUUUUGUGGAGGGUGCAGUGAAAAGCAGCCUUGUGUUUGUCAUCGAUGAUACUUAUUCGAUGUCUGAGGAGAUCAGCCAAGUGAAACAGAAAACCUUCGAAGUUUUUGACGCUGUGCUUUCAUCGAACGGGUCGACUAUCGACGAUUUUGUUUUAGUCACGUUUAAUGAUCCAGAUGCUGAGCUAAGAAUUGUAACAAGAGACAAAUAUGCAUACAAGAGAGAAGUAGAAGGAAUUAUAGUACACGGUGGCGAUGACUGCGAAGAAUUCGCGAUGGCCGGAAUUGAACUAGCGCUCGAGAAUAGCAAACCAAACUCGUUCCUCUACGUCUUUACGGACGCCUCCGCUAAGGAUCAUCAUAAUUUCGAGCGAGUCAAAAGUUUAAGUCAGAAGAAAUCAACCCAGAUAACCUUUCUACUUACUGGUGUUUGUGACGGUAGAAAAACGCCAGAUUAUCUGGUAUUUGAAAAAUUGGCAGAGGCUACUUCAGGACAGGUCUUUAAUAUAGAACGUGACGAUGUUAAAAAGGUUAUCGAUUACAUCAUAGCAUCGAUCAAACACAAGAAGACUACACUGGGCCAAAAAAACUUCCGAAAUAGUGACGAAGCUAAAAAUAUGACUUUUACAGUUGACAGCAAAGUAUGGGAUGUUAUGGUUUCUAUGUCGGCUGCUUCACCCGAGUUCCACGUCUUGGGACCUAAUAGCACUGAAGUAACGGUAGAAAAAUUGAUGAAUACAUCAACCACAUAUGUUGUUAAAUUAAUUACGACCCCAGGCCUAUAUACCAUAGUCUUAGAUAAAGACAUUAAUAGCCCAACAUCAGUUGUGGUAACUGGAUCAACAUCAGUUACUUUUCAACAUGGCUUCUCAACUUUUAUACCUUCAACUAUUAAUGACACAUCUACCAAGCCUAUUCCAGAUCAGCCUUCAUUUUUAUCAAUUGAAUUAGACAACAAUAAUAAGGACGUUAUAUUAAAAACGGUCGAGUUAAGAGAUCAGAAUGACAAUGUUAUUAGUGAUCUGCCAUUGAAAAUGAUAAAUGAAGAGCAACAGCUUUACGCCACUGAAGCAUUUAAGCCACCGUCACUUACGUUUAAAAUUUUGAUACAAGGUUACACUCCGACUGGUGAAAAGAUCAUCAGAGUUGCACCCACAACCGUCGAGUAUCAAAAUCCUAGUAUACUUGCGGAGACAAUAAAAGACAUGCCACCGAAGGUCACCAUUUCGGAAGAAUCCACAGUUUAUGCUGAUUUCGACAAGCCUUUGACAUUAUAUUGCAAAGUAAUGGGAUAUCCAAAGCCAGAUAUAUCAUGGCAGGAUUCAACAGGCACUCAUCUACCGUCUACGGUAAACGUGAUUGAGCUUCCAUAUGAAUACGUGAGCAUUCUUCAUAUAGCAAAAGUUGAAAAUAAUGUGUCAGUAACUUGUGAAGCAAAGAAUGAUUUUGGCGAAGAUAGUGAUUCUGUCAAUAUUAAAAUGAAAUAUUUUUUAAACGUCCUUGAACAUCCUUCAGAGCCGCCAAGAAUAGAUAAAAGUGUUACUGAUUACCAUGUUCAAAAGGGAACUGCUGUGAAUUUAUUAUGCAGGAUUAUAAGUGGCAAACCAGAGCCGGAGUUUCAUUGGGCAUUUGACCAAAACUUUACUGAUACUUUUGAACCCCGUUUUAUUUCAAGUAUUGGCAGUAAUAACGAAAAUAGCUAUCACAUCGAAAGUGUUGAUCCAAAAGAUUCUGGAGUUUACAGAUGCCUAACCAGAAAUGAGAUCGGAGAAGACGUUCAUGACAUCUAUUUAUUUGUUGAAUAUCCCCCAGUGGUAGCAAUGGAUGAUGAAGAAAUACUUUUCAAAGAAGGUGAAAUAAUUACAAUACCUUGUUCCGUUAAUGGGGCACCUACUCCAUCGGUACGAUGGCUCGUAGAUGAACUGGAGAUUGGUGCCUCAAAUAGAUAUAAAAUUUACAGGGAUAACACGUUAAGUUUCAGAGGUUCUGUUCAUGACAGAGGUAUCUAUACUUGCGAAGCAUCCAAUCCGUUGGGAAAAAGUCACAAAGACGUACGUCUAGAUAUCUAUGUGCCUGUGAAGAUAGAAUCGCCGAAACGAAGUAUUAUAGAUCUGCGAGAAGGCUAUUCUUUAAUACUGCCCUGCAAUGCUGAUGGUUAUCCGGAACCAUAUGUUAAAUGGGUGUACUUUAGCAAGGACCCCAAAAUCGCACCGAGGACGUUACAACCCGACAACCAAUAUUCUAUUAUGAUAAAAGAAGUAAACCUUCGUGACGAAGGAUUUUAUACAUGCGUGGCAAGCAAUAUCAACAGUAUAGCUAACAUCACUUAUGAAGUUAAUGUAAAAGCCCCUCCAACUAUAGUGAACUCAUUACAAGACAAAACAAUCAAUGUCGUUAAAGGCGAUUUAGCUCUCAGACUACCGUGCGGAGCAGUCGGUAAUCCAAAGCCAGCAGUGUCAUGGAAAUUUGAUAAUGGAUUAAAUGUUGUCACUGGUACUGAAUUGUACGAUGUUGACGAAGAUGGAGCCCUAAUUAUAUAUGAUUUAGAAGAGAAUGAUAUCGGUGCCUAUAUAUGUACAGCUGAAAAUGCUUUAGGUGUGGCGGUUGAAAAGUAUGACGUUCUUGUUAAUGAUUCUCCCAGCCCAGAUAGUAAUGGUACGACAGCGAUAAACCUGGAAGAGAAUCACACUCUUAGAAUCACCUGUAGAUCGUCUGAUAUGAAAAUUGGUCAACUAAUACGCUGGUAUAAGGAUGGAAGAUUAAUUGUGGAAGAUAAUGAUCUAGUGAUAAAAAACGCAUCGCUAACUGACUCCGGUAUAUACAGUUGCCGCGAAAGCAAUUUCCGAGAAUCUCAUUCGUCGCAUUUUCAUGUGAUAGUGGGCUAUGCACCAAAAUUUACUUUUGAAGAAGAGACCAAUAUAGAAUUCAUCGAAGGUUCUUUUACUGCUUUAUCAUGCGAUGCUGACGCUCAACCGAAACCAAAGGUACAUUGGUGGAAAAAAUCUCAAAGUAUGGACGAAACAUCUAUGGAUUAUAUUUUAUCUAUGGAACUUAGUGAUAUUGGACAUUACACGUGCAUGGUUGGCAAUGAAUUUGGAACUAUUAGUCGAACUUUUAAUAUUAUAAAUGCGAAAGAAUGUGUAUUGAACAUUGAUAAUAAUUUUAAAAUGCAACAGCCGUUAUUAUUAUCAACUGAAGAAUUGCCUGCCCUUCACGGCGCCGUUGGGCAACUUAGAAUUCCAGCUUCACACAGCAUGUUAAUGAUUUGCCCAAACACUUUUAUUAAUAUUGACGGCAUCAAUUACGGAGAUAAUUUAAAAGGUUCCUGUAUUAAUGGGUCUAUAUUUGAUAUAGAUGGGAGAUACGUAGACUUUUCAGACAUUAGAUGUAAUGAUAAAGUGGUUCCGUUAACGAAAAAUACUGGUAUCGCCUGCGGCCCAGGUUACACUGAACUAUUAAAAAUUGGAUACAAUGUUGGUGUUGAGUUUAUGAGCAUUUACGAUGUGUGUUUUGAUAAGCGUCUUAAACUUCCGUUGUACGCCAAACACGAUAUAAACCCAAUGGCUGCGGACUCUGUUCCGAAUGAAUCAAUAGAUUAUGUGAAAAAUAAACAUUUGCCAUUUGAAUUUGAUGACAUGUAUAAUUGUGGGCAACAACGCGACAGCAUUUUGUUUUUAACUGGAAAACGUCUUAGUACAAACAACAGAUGCUGCUUUGCUAAAAGACAGUUGGUGAACCCUAGAGAUGUGAUAACAGGAUAUCAGCAGGUGGCAACUUACAAUUACUUAAAUGUUAUACCAAAAUGGGGAACAUGUGGCACAGAGAAUUGGGAUAAUCUAGAAGAGCGCGUAAGAAGUCUAGUAAAGGCGUUAGAUCAUCCGCUGGAGGUUUACACGGGCUCUUCGCAUUUGAUGAAGCUACCUGCACAGACUAAGGAGCGUACCGUUCGAUUGACUGACAGGUUCGGCAGAAAACAGCCGGUGCCACGUUAUAUAUGGAAGGUAAUAAUAAAUCACUAUGAGGCACAGGCCGUGGCAAUCAUCCAGAUCAACAUUCCUGAUAUCACCAUAUAUCAAGCAUUUUCCUUCAUGCUAUGUAAAGACAUGUGCCACAAAAUAGAAUGGAUGAGAAACGGAGAAUGGCGGGACGUCAAAAAAGGGUUCACUUUUUGCUGCAACGUCAAAGAAUUCGAGACCAAAUUUGGUUACAAAGACUUGUUCAAAAUCCGCGAAUUAAGUUCGAAGGCUCUAAUAAUAUGAAAUUAACUAUUGGUUAUGGCGAAAAUUAUUUAAAAAAACGCAGUUUUGAUACUCAUCGACGAUUUUAUUUACUAUCUGUGUAAUAUCUAAGCUUCUCAGAUUUAUAGAGAUGUAGUCUAUAUCGUCUCAUGACUUAUCAUCAUUUUAUUUCACAAUCAUCUUUAAGCAUCAAAGUUUCUGGUUAAUUUAACUGUA
Messenger RNA from Pararge aegeria (speckled wood butterfly), 4532 nucleotides. RefSeq names its product hemicentin-1-like. The record is from RefSeq and is a predicted model, not a curated record. The transcript is spliced from 24 exons. Bases 27 to 4337 code for a protein of 1436 amino acids. Gene Ontology annotation, cellular component: plasma membrane. NCBI's taxonomy places the organism in Eukaryota, Metazoa, Arthropoda, Insecta, Lepidoptera, Nymphalidae. Gene Ontology annotation, biological process: cell adhesion; axon guidance. Gene Ontology annotation, molecular function: nucleic acid binding; metal ion binding; protein binding.